UUCUUCCCGUUCUCCCAGAUUCGAGUUUGAAAUAUGCAGACGGUCCCUUGGUCUGGCUGUUUCCCCCCUCCCCCACCAGCCAAGCUCCUGUUUCACUCAAAGAUGGCGUCAGCUCCGGAGCCAUUGGUCUCUGGCUGCAUUUUUGGGCUUGUUGUUGUCUGUGUUUCGAAUGAUUUCUGGCACAUUCUGCCCGGCCACUCGACAAGAAAUUCUGGUUACGUUGGCUGCUGAGAUACGAUUGGUAUAAAGACGGCCAGUUCCUGCUGCUUUCAGGGGUGAGAUCUGCUGCUUUGAUCCUGCCACGAUACAACUCUGCAACCAGGAAGGACAGGGAGGAGACAGCAGAAAGGAAUACUGGAGAGUUACUGCCCACUGAAAUCUACAUCUUUGACAUUCAAGGUUCAUUUGCUGAAGAAAAGGUCUCUGACCUGUUCCUGACACUACAGUUGAUCUUUUUCAAGCACGAUGGUCCGGCAGACGGACCCCGUUGAGGGGCAACCACAGUGACAAGGAGGGGACUUAAGCCUCAAGUGUGCCCUGGGGACUUGUGUGUGUGGGUGGGUGGGUGUGUGUGUCUCUACUGCUGUGGGUGAUUGGGCUUGGCGGGAGGCAACCACUCACUGCCUUGCUCCACCUGCCUCCACAUCCGCACCGAGCUCUGCCCAUCCCGCCAUUGCCGGGAGAAGGGAGAGGGCCGGGACGGGGGUCUGUUUUUUUGGGGGUGGGGGGGUCGGUGGGGGGUAGCCUAUGCUAUGGUGAGCUGCUCCCCGUCUGCCUGCUUGUGCUCAGACUCUGAAGAAUUCUCUGUUCGGCCGCAGGACAAAGGAUAGCCUCCUUGCCGAGAGUGGGGAGGCUCGAGGUGCGAGGGGGCUCAGGCCCAGCUCUUUACCUGUGCAGGUGUAUAGGUUGGGGGUCUGGCCGCAGACCCGCUGACGACCGCAGACAUGGUGAAGCUGGCCAACCCGCUGUACACCUCCUGGAUCCUUGAGGCCAUCAAGAAGGUGAAGAAGCAGAAGCAGCGGCCGUCCGAGGAGCGCAUCUGCAAUGCUGUGUCCAUGUCGCACGGCCUCGACCGCAAGACGGUGCUGGAACAGCUGGAGCUCAGUGUCAAGGAUGGUGCUAUCCUCAAGGUGUCCAACAAGGGGCUCAAUUCCUACAAGGACCCCGACAACCCGGGCCGACUGGCCCUGCCCAAGCCUCGGAGUGGGGGAGGAUCAGGUGGUGGAGGAGGAGGGGGCGGUGGUGGUAGUAGUAGUAGUAGUGGUGGAGGCGGCGGCAGCAGCAGCAGCUCUGGGUUUCAUAAGAAGCCUGGGCUGGACUGGAAUAAGCUGAUCAAGCGCGCGCUGGAUGGUCUGCACGAGCCUGGUGGCUCCUCCAUCAAGAGCAUCGAGCGCUUCCUCAAGUGCCAGGCCGACGUGGCGGCCUACCUUUCAGGCAGCAGCGCGUUGGCACCGGGUCUGUUCCACCAGCAGCUGCGUGUGGCGCUGAAGCGGGCCGUGGCACACGGUCGCGUGUUCAAGCAGGGCCCGCUCUUCCGACUGGCCAGCCGCAGCUCAUCCUCGCACCCAAACGACGGCACGGGCAGCGUCGCGCUCGGGACGCUGCCGCCCGUCCGCCUGCUUUCUCACGAGAAGGACAAGCCUGUGGCUGAGCCAAUUCCUAUCUGCAGCUUCUGUCUGGGGACCAAGGAGCAGAACCGCGACAAGAAGCCGGAGGAGCUCAUCUCCUGCGCGGACUGUGGCAACAGCGGACACCCAUCCUGUCUGAAGUUCUCCCCUGAGCUGACGGAGCGGGUCAAAGCUCUGUGGUGGCAGUGUAUCGAGUGCAAGACCUGCAGCAACUGCCAGGACCAGGGCAAGAAUGCGGAGAAUAUGUUGUUUUGUGAUUCCUGUGACCGGGGUUUCCACAUGGAGUGCUGUGACCCCCCACUGUUGCGGAUGCCAAAAGGCAUGUGGAUCUGUCAGAUCUGCCGGCCGAGGGAAAAGGGACGACGGCUCUUACACGAGAAAGCAGCACAAAUCAAGCGGCGCUACAACAACCCGCUGGGGAGGCCCAAGAACAGGUCUAAACGGCCCUUUAAGAAGCUUCGCGGGAGCGGAGGUGGUCGGGGCCGUCGGCGGGGGCGGGGGCGGCCUUCGGCAGCUGACCGGCGGUCGCAGGGCUCCUCGUCGCCACACUCCUCGUCCAGCUCCUCGUGCGAGGGCUACCCGGGCGACGACCAGCUGCUUUUCCCCAUGCGUCAUGACGACAUGGAGCCCGGCAGCCUGCACUUCAACAAGAAGACCAAGGGCCUGAUCGACGCGCUCAGCAAGUUCUUCACACCCUCGCCAGAUGGGCGCAAGGCGCGCUCAGAGAUGGUGGACUACUCGCAGUGCCGCAUCCGCAAGAAGAGCUGCCGCAAAGGCGACGAUGACCGCUCAGACAAUCAGGAUGGCGAUGACUGGCAUGAGGAAGAGGAUAAACCGCCAGGGCACGAGAACCUGACUGAGAAAGAUGUUGAGCUCUUCAGACACAUUCAGCUAGUGGCACUACAGAAAGUUGGGGUGACGGGACCCCCUGAUCCGCACAUGCGCUGCCCGUCUGUCAUCGAAUUUGGGAAGUACGAGAUCCAGACGUGGUACUCGUCUCCCUACCCACAGGAGUUCAGCAGACUGCCCAAGCUGUACUUGUGUGAGUUUUGCCUGCGCUACAUGAAGAGCCGCAGCAUCCUGUACCAGCACAUGCGCAAGUGUGGCUGGUUCCACCCCCCAGCCAAUGAGAUCUACCGGAAGGAUGACGUCUCUGUGUUUGAGGUGGACGGCAAUGUCAGCACGAUAUACUGUCAGAACCUUUGCUUACUGGCCAAGCUCUUCCUGGACCACAAGACGCUGUACUACGAUGUGGAACCCUUCCUCUUCUACGUGCUCACGCAGAACGACAGCAAAGGCUGCCACCUCGUGGGAUACUUCUCCAAGGAGAAGCACUGUCAGCAGAAGUAUAAUGUGUCCUGCAUCAUGAUUCUUCCACAAUACCAGCGCAAGGGCUAUGGCCGCUUUCUCAUCGACUUCAGCUACCUGCUGUCGAAGCGCGAGGGCCAGCCGGGCUCACCUGAAAAGCCUCUGUCGGACCUGGGUCGACUGUCCUACAUGGCCUACUGGCGCAGCGUGGUGGUGGAGUGCCUGCACGAGCUCAGCGACCAGCAGCUCACCAUCCGCCACCUCAGCAAGAUCACGGGCAUUUGCCCGCAGGACAUCACUUCCACCCUCCUCCACCUCAACAUGCUGGAGCAACGCGGAAGCCGGUUGGUGCUGGUGCGUCGGGAGAAGCUGAUCUCGAUACACAUGAGCCGUCUGCAGGCCAGGCCUCGGCAGCUGGAGGUAGACCCCGACUCUCUGCGCUGGACCCCAGUCGUUGUGAGCAGCAUCGUGGUGUCCGAGGGGGAGGGAGAGGAUGACGAGGAAGAAGAGGCAGAGGAUGGAGAGGAAGAGAAUGGCAAAGAGAUCAAGCCGAUCCACAAGACCUCCCCACUCUCUUGGCACAGGCGAGCAGACCGGGAGGAAGAGGAAGAGGAGGAGGAGGAGGAAGAAGAAGAAGAGAGGAAGUGCUUCCCCUUAUCCUUCCCCAGCAGGCCGAGCCCUCCAGCUUCCUCCCCGGUCCGCCGCACUCCUCCCAGCCCGGUCCGACCCCCUGCCCCCGCCAACGGGGAGCGCCGGGGCCGUGGCCGACCCCCCAAGAACUGGCCCUGGGGGAAGUUGAAGGACCGGCCAGGCCGGCCAGGCAGGCCCAGGAAGCACCGGCCUGAAGAAGACAACUACCAUGACGACAGGACCAAGAGCCAGAAAGCCCCGGGGGCCUCCUCCAGCUUGCCCAUGGGACUCUUCGGUCAGUUGGGAGAUGCUAACUCGGGGAUGAGCCGGCCGGUGGAGCUCCCCCGACUUCCGCAGGCGCCGCCUCCCCGCAGCAGGGGGCGUCCCCCACGGAAGAAGCGCGGUCCCAAGCCCAGGAUACUCGAGGGCCCUGGAGAGGCCUUGUCGCUACUGCCCCCGGCACCCAGGCCAUGUGAGCUGCCGCCAGUGCACAGGCCUCGCUUCAGCGAGAGCAGCGAGGAUGAUGAGGACGAUGAGGAGGACGAUGAUGAUGAUGAUGAGAUGCAAGCCUGUUCGCCUCCAAUCCUUACGAAACCCACUCUUGGCCUCAAGUGCAAGAAGCCUUUGAGGAAACGAAGGAUGCGGCAGCAGAGCCAUCCACAAAGUAGCGUGGUGACGGAGACCAUUUCGGAGACGACAGAGGUCCUUGACGAGCCGUUUGUGGACUCGGACACUGAGCGACCAAUGCCCCGCCUCGAGGAGGAGACGCCGCUGCGCCGUUACCCGGCUGCCCGUUCGGCCCUCAAUCACGGCGACCCUGUGCCCAAGAGGAGCCGACCGCACCUUUCUGAUGAGUCAGAGGAGGAUGAUCCCACUCCUGUGCUGAAGCCUGUGCCUGGCCUGAGGAAGCCAGAGUCGUCUGACCCAACUGACAGGGGAGAGCCGCCUCCCCCGACCCCCGAUGUUCCUGUGAAGAAGAAGAAAGGCUGGCCCAAGGGCAAGAGCCGCAAGCCGUUACACUGGAAGAAACGGCCCGGAAGGAAGCCCGGCAGUGGCAACCAGCAAGCCGCAGACGCAGCUCUCUCCGCCCAGUCUGGGGACCCCCCGCCACCCAAGAUCAAGAUGAAGCCGGGCAGGAAGCCCCGCAGCUGGUACGAGCAGCGAGCUCGAGAGGAGGCAGACCGGUUAGAGCUGGAGAGGAGCAUGCUGGGACAGCCCCAGCAGCAGCAGCCACCACAGCAGCUCGACGUCAGGCGGCGGAGCCUGACCUCCGAUCUGGGGCAUGACAAGUGCAAGGAGUCCGACGAUGACGACUUCAAGCCUGUUGAGCCGCCCAAGCCCAGGAGGAGGGGCCGGCCGCCCAAGAACCCCGCUGCUCGCCUGCCCCCGCCACCACCACCCAAGCCCCCCAUCUCUGAGCCCGAGGAGGAGGAAGAUGAGGAAGACGAUGAGGAUAGGGGCUGGGGUCAGGACAAGCCCGUCCGACCGCCCUCGCGCAACAUGUUACCUGUGUCCUCCACCAACUCUCGGAUAGCCCCGACACGACCCGACGUGGACAUGGGGGGCGGUGACGAAGAGGAGGAGCGGGAGGACGAAGACUGUGAGCGGAGGCCUGCCGUAACCCCUGGCUCGGGGAGUCGCCGUAGCGACGACCAUGAUGCAGACGAUGAGGGGGACGGCCACCUGGAGGAGAAGAGCGACAGUGGCAGCAGCAGCAAGAGGCGAAAAGAGCCAGACUCCGAGGAAGACGAUGAAGAGGAGGAAGAUGAGGAGCCGGCAUCGCCUGCGCGGUCGCCGCCGGUGAAAGACGAACCUCAGAGCGGAGAAACUUUUUUAGGCAUACAGGGGAGCGUGGGGGACAAGGAGUAUGUGAGCAAGCAGGAGGAGCAGGAGCAAGAGGAGGAAGAGGAGGAGGAGGAGGAGGAAGAGGCCGAUGAGGAGCAGGAGAUAAAAAGCCGACCGUCUGAUGCGCAGGAAGACCGCAGGCGGCGCGAGCAGGAGGAGUCCUCUGCUGCCACUGCCGCCGCAGUAGAGACGGUGACGGCCAUCUCCGUCCCGGACGAGCCGAUUGAGCUACAGCCACUGCACGCUGAGGACAAGGCGGUGCUGAUGCUUCAGGCCGAACACCCGCACCCCCAUACCCUCCCCCACCUACACCCACAUGCCGACUACAAGGACGAGCUGAGCCAUGGCCACCACCACCACACGCAUCACCCGCAGCACAGCAGCGAGCUGGACCUGGAGACCGUGCAGGCUGUGCAGUCGCUCACGCAGGGCGAGGCCCAGGACGAGGAGGCUGAGCCACAUACGACUGCCGCUGCCCCCGCCGCCUCCUACCAGGACUGCGAGGAGACGCUAGCCGCCUGCCGCACGCUGCAGGACUAUGGCCACGGUGAGCCCGAGGAUGACCCACUGGGCCUGGUGGAGGACUGCAGCACCGCGGCUGCCCCAGCCACCGCUCCCUCCUCCCAGCACAGCAGCCCGCUGCCCAUGCCCCCGCUGCCUGGCCAGUCGGUGCGCUCCGUCAACAGCCCCAGCAUGACCCCUGGCCCUCUGGAGUCAGGGCCGCAGGGGGGAGCGCCCGGGGCCCCGGCUGGAGCAGGAGGAGGCACAGGGGGAGGCAGUGGCUACACCCAGAUCACCCCUGAGCACCCCGGCACCCUGUCUGCCCCGUCGCUGCAGAACAUGGAGACGUCGCCCAUGAUGGACGUGCCUUCAGUGUCGGACCACUCCCAGCAAGUGGUGGACAGUGGCUUCAGUGACUUAGGCAGCAUUGAAAGCACCACCGAGAACUAUGACAACCCCAGCAGCUACGACUCGACGAUGGGCGGUGGCAACGGAAGCGGCAACGGGGGUGGCCUCUCUGCCGCCGCCGCUGUGGCAGCCGCCUCUUCGUCGGCAGCUUCAUCUUCCUCGUCGACGUCCUCCAGCUCAGCCACCCCAUCCUCCUCAUCCUCACAGGCUAGCAGCUGCUCGUUUGUCUCCAGGUCUCCAGGCCUGACCUCCACCACUGCCCCUGUAGGCUCCCAGCUGGGCAUGGGUAGCUGCAGCCUCAUCCAGCAGGCUGGCCCAGGGCCCAACAGCAGCAGUGCACCUAACAGCGGCGCUGGAGGGGUACCUCAGCCACCGCCUCCGCCUCCACCCCCAUCAGCCAACACGCCCAGCUGUGGGAUCAAGUCCCCGCAGAGCUGUGUCAUCGAGAGGCCGCCCAGCACCAACCAGCAACCCCAGAAAAAGGUGCCGCAACAGCAGCAGCAGCAGCAGCAGCAGCAGCAGCAGCAGCAACAACAGCAACAACAGCAACAGCAGGCACCAAACCCACCAAACACCCAACCCCAGCCCCCGCCCUCAGCUCCCCCACCCACUCCGCAACAGCAGCAGCAGCAGCUGCUUUCCCAGUGCAGCAUGGGAAACGGUUUUGCCUCCACGCCCAUGAUCAUGGAGAUUCCUGAGAGCGCAGGCGGUGGUGGCGGAGGCCGCAGCCUCUACAUGGGCCAGGACUUUGGCGCGGGCGGUUACGGGCAGCCCUCGGCCACCUUCAGCUUGGCCAAGCUGCAGCAGCUCACCAACACCAUCAUGGACCCGCACGCCAUGCCUUACUCGCACUCGGCGGCCGUCACCUCCUACGCGCCCAGCGUGUCCCUGUCUAACUCGGGCCUUGCCGGCCUUACCUCCACCUCUCACCAGGCCCAAGCCACCAUGACAGCGCCGCCCAACCUGAGCUCGGGCUCCAUGAACCUGGGCUCAUCGCUGCUCCAGUGUAACAUGGCCGGGGCCAACAUCAGCCUGGCUCCCCCGCCCCACACGCAACGGCUGCAGGGCCAGAUGGCCUCUGUAAAGAGCCACAUUUCCAUCCGCUCCAAGGCCUCGCAGCUUCCCGCCGGCUCCCCGCACCAGCAGCAGCUCUAUAGCCGCAGCUCGGGGCCCGUGACCAUGCAGGGCUCGCCGCGGCCCCUGACCGUGCAACGCAGCAUGAUGCCCAACCUCAUGCCCACACCGGGCGCCUACAACUCCAUGAACAUGAACCCACUCAAUGCCGCCAUGUCGGCCGGCUACCGCAUGGCCCAGCCCAUGAUGAACAGCGGCUACCAUGGCAACCCCCCAUACAUGAACCAGCCGGCACAGUACCCCAUGCAGAUGCAGAUGGGCAUGAUGGGUGGCCAGGCCUACCCGCAGCAGCCUAUGCAGCCCAAUCACCAUGGUAACAUGAUGUACACGGGCCCCACCCAUCACAGCUAUGCCGGUGUCCCCAAACAGUCGCCCUACAUGAGCAGAUGAGCAGCGGGGGGUAAAUGAGACAUUAGCCCACAUCACCCCUCUCCUCUGCUCAGGACCAGGCAUCUCUCUACUGUCUCGUAUGUUUCGCCUAUCCUCCAAAGCCAGACUGAGUGAACGUAGGAGAUGGGGAGCUCUGCACACAGCAGAAGACAGCAGCAGCAGUAACGGACGAAGCAGACACAGGGAGGGGAAUCAAACAAAAGGGACUGUGUUUGUUUGUUUGUUUGUUUGUUUAUUUCCCCUUUAUUUUGUAUGUUGUCAGUCUUUUUUUGUUCUGUUUUUUUGUUUUUUGUCCCCUCCCCAAUCCUUUCUGCAGACACGUCUGUGACCCUGCGCUGGCUGUGUUGGGGGAGACGGCUGGUGGGAUUGGUUAGAUGCUGUGUAAAUGGACCUUCAGUGGGGACCGAUGACUCACAGGGACUCCAGGGCACUGAGCCUCUUCUGCUCACCACACACUUAACCCUGAGGCGCGCUGCCCCCUCCAUCCCAAGGAGAAAGUGGAGGAGAGGAAGAAAGGAAGAACUUUCCCAUGUGGGAUGUGAGGACUUCACUGAGCUAGAUGGGGGAAGAAAAAAAAAAAGGAGAAAAAGACUUAAGUGGUUUUCAAAUAUGUUAAUCUGACCAUUCACACAAUCAUUUCAUUGACAUAGGAAGCCUUACCUUCAGAAUGGGAAAAAGACAAGUGGUGGAAGUUAGAUGGACAUUUUGUUUUUGUUCUUUUCUAUUGGUUUAUAAUUUUUAAUACAUUUAUCUUGUUUUUGUCUCUUUUGACGACCAUUGACUUUCUUGUGUUCAGUCCAACCUCAUGCUUUGUAUGUAUUAUUUUUUUUACUUAGUUCAGGUGAGUGUGUGGGUGUGUGCGUGGCUCAAGGUGGCACCCAUCUGCUCUAACACAUCCACGCACUCGAGUACAAACACACAUGCACACAUCUCUAUUGCCACUUUGUGACCCAUGGUGGAAGCACUUCUGUGUUUGAAUCGGAGGAGGGAAUGGGGUGGGGGGCGGGUUGGGUAUGUGGGUGGGGACUCUAGUGGAAAGUCUAGUGGGCCGUUCACCGCGUUUGGAAUCCUUGUCUUCCCGCUGUAGGAUGGUGUUGCGUCAGGUCCCAGCAGGUGGAGCAGGCCCCAAUGAGGACGCAUCUGCCACUGUAUUGUAGUCUUAUGUCCAUCUUUUUUUUUUAUAUGAACAAGUAGCGUUAUUGGUUACGUUUAGACUGGACAGCAGAAUUGCCUGUGGAGAAGAAAAAAAAAGAAGAAGAAAUAAGAUGUAAAUAUUCUGGUACUUCCUAGUUCACAGCACAGUCUCCCCUCAGUGGCAGACUUGAGACCUGCAACGCUCACACACUUUUUCCAACACACUCCAUGCACAAGAGCAGAGAGCUUGGCCUUGCUGAAAUGGGGUCUCCACACCCCCCCUGCAGUACACCAUCUUCCAAACAUGAAGACAAGGAGUUGGACAUCCCAUGAUGGAACGGUUACUGCUUUACAGAGAAUAAACCUGUUUGAGACUGCAACAAUAUGUGUCUUCACUCUUUGACUAACAGGGCCAUGAAGAACAGGCUACACCGGUGUACCAGUAACACACAUCUGGCAAUACGGUUGCCCACCAUAUGCCUAGAGGGGUUCACACCAUUUACCGUGAGGGGAGAUGGACAAUAACUCAACAUGUGCCCAUUAGGCACAUCAACACACACAUACACACACACACACCAGGAUGUUUGUUGGUGUGCAUGUUGUCUGGGGGUCAUCUCCUGUUUCGGGACGAGGGGGAGAGUACCCUUCAUGUUCCAGUAUUCAAUGUCAAUUGAGGAUUUUUUUUCUUACAAAUCUGAUGUUUCAUAUAUUAUUUGUGUGUAUUGUUUUUGUUUUGUUUUAAUUUUCUGAAUUUUAUCAGACUGGGCAGCUUUCUUUUAUGACACGAGCUGACUCUUUUUGACUUUAGAAACGUAUUGUAGAGAACAAUGUUUUUUCUAUAAUAUAAAAAAGAAAAAUUCUGACAUUGAUAUUGGUACUGUCAUUUUUUUCACUUCUGUUUCAGGAAAAACAAUACAUAUUUUUUAGCUUGACUCUUGGGGUAAUAUUAUUAAGAAAUUCAAAACUAAAAAAAUACAACUCACUUUUAGUGACUUUAAGAUGCCUUUAACCUCUCCAUUCCAUCUCAUCUUUAGAGUUUUCUAUCUUUGUGUAGUAUAUUAAUGCUAUUUUAAAACAAAAGGAAAAAAUAAAUAUCUAAAGGUCACUUAGCGUUCUUUUUUCUUUUUGUUUUGGACUUUUCGUGUGUGUAUAGGACGACUUCCUUACAUCUACGAGGCAUGUAAAAAUGAGCUCAGUAUAUUUCUGUCUGUUUAUAUUGCUUCCCCUUUUUGUAUCCUUUGUAAUUGUACAUGGUGAGUUGUAAUCUAAGAGAGAGCACGAUAGACGGAGCGAGGAGGGCCUGGCGCUCAUAGAGGGUCGAUUGCGUCCGACUUCCUCUCCUCUCUGUUUCGUCCCUGUAUGUAUUUCCAUUUAUUCGGUUUUUUUUUUCUUUUUAGCAAGUACUUUCAAAGAACUCUGUACAUUUUAACAUGAAACAAAAAUAAAUUAUGUUGAGCCA
Clupea harengus (Atlantic herring) is the source of this 10437-nucleotide messenger RNA. RefSeq names its product lysine acetyltransferase 6A (gene kat6a). Gene Ontology annotation, cellular component: MOZ/MORF histone acetyltransferase complex; nucleosome; chromatin. Lineage: Eukaryota; Metazoa; Chordata; Actinopteri; Clupeiformes; Clupeidae. Gene Ontology annotation, biological process: nucleosome assembly; regulation of transcription by RNA polymerase II. The record is from RefSeq and is a predicted model, not a curated record. Gene Ontology annotation, molecular function: transcription coregulator activity; DNA binding; chromatin binding.